Molecule: messenger RNA, 675 nt
Organism: Entrophospora sp. SA101
Lineage: Eukaryota; Fungi; Glomeromycota; Glomeromycetes; Entrophosporales; Entrophosporaceae
Source: the annotation of a GenBank genome assembly
AUGAGUGAUUAUAAUUAUAAUAGAGAUCCUUCUGAUUUAACAUACGAACAAAAUAAAUUCUCUGUGCUUCCUCCAACUAAUAAUCAGAAUGAUUUCUCUAUACCUCCUUUAACAAAUAAUUUUCAUCAACAUUCCAAUGAAAUCAAUUUAGAUGAUAGCAUUUAUCAUCAUAAUCCAAAUCAAUAUUUAGAACAUGACAAUGUUAUCAUGCAACAAUUUCCACCACCACCACCACAAGCGCAACAACAACAAAAUACUGAAACAUUUCCAAAUUAUCAAAAUAUCAUUUCUGCUACUACUGCAAACGUUGGUGCUACAACUACCAUUGCUGACAAUAACAACAUGAACUCUUUAGUCUUGACCCCAUUAUUAAAUGAUCCUUCUUCUUUUUAUUGUGAAAGCAAUAAUAAUAUUACUUGGCUUUUGACUUGUCUUGAAAAACGUAUUAAUCAAAUUGAAGAAAGUAAGAACCAAAGAAUUUUUGCAAGCAACAAUUCACCACAAAAUAAUGCUUUUGAUAACGGUCAUUACAAUUAUAAUAGUUGUAAUAUUGGUAAUAGUAGUAUUAGUAAUGAAGAUAUUUACAAUCUUUUAGGUAAACUUUUUAUUCGUGUAGAACGGUUGGAAAGCAAUGUUGAUCUUUAUUUUGAUAAAGUUUAUUCAACUCGGCAAUAA